AUGCUUACUCCAAAAGCGUGUGUUACUAUUGGAGGAGAGUUGAUAAGCAUUUAUGAGCGGGACGGUGAAGAUGGUGUUUUAAAGUUUGCCGAUGAGAAAAUGACAUCGAUGCUCUAUGAUGAUGGGAGAGAGCCGCAUCGUGUGAAAAUACAGGAUUACAUCAAGUGGAAGAAAUCAGUGAAUGUUCAACUCGGUUUAAGCGACAUGAAUAAUAGUGAAUCCUUGGAGGCAAAGUUUAAGGAGCAUGAUGCGCUUUGGAGGCUGAAUAAGCGAGGAGUGGAAGGAGAGAACAUCAUUCACUUACUACUAAACCGGUGAGU
Molecule: messenger RNA, 320 nt
Organism: Strongylus vulgaris
Lineage: Eukaryota; Metazoa; Nematoda; Chromadorea; Rhabditida; Strongylidae
Source: the annotation of a GenBank genome assembly